AUGGCAGAGGGGGUGGCGUGUUACAUUCCGGGAAAGGUGAAUGCUAUGGAGGAUAUCCGAGGCUGCAGGCAAUACCACAAUCUGCAUUUCUUGGUUUGGUUUGGCGUUUUGGGCAAAUUGCCGCAUAUGGAGGCGACAAGGGCGAGGCAAAAACGUCGGCCAUUUCCCGUACAACCUGCAGUUCUGGGGUAA
This is a messenger RNA of Pyricularia oryzae 70-15, 192 nucleotides long. RefSeq lists its product as uncharacterized. The transcript is spliced from 2 exons. The record is from RefSeq and is a predicted model, not a curated record. Lineage: Eukaryota; Fungi; Ascomycota; Sordariomycetes; Magnaporthales; Pyriculariaceae. Bases 1 to 192 code for a protein of 63 amino acids.